AUGGCUUCGAACCACAACGAUUGCGAUGCUGUGUCGAUUGUCAUAGCAUUGGCCGUGUUUGCUCUCCCUGUUACCCUUUUAAUACCGGACUUUAGCAUAUGGGAUGUCAUACCAAAGAUCCAUGUAACCAGGUGGCCAAUUUGUGCACAAUAUGUCACGUGGUCGCAGCUGAAUACAGGAUUCAUUAUUAUCCUUACACUUUUCUUCGGCAUGUAUUUGGAAAUUCGAAAACGCACGUUAAACGAAAUGGUGGACACAGUUCUGACAGUCACGCGGGCCACGGAAACCACGCUAGAUGAGGAGCGCGAUAAGCAGGCGGAGGCAGUGAAAGUCUGCGUGGAGCUUCUAGAUGUUUCUACAGAGCAUUACGAGAACCUUAUCCUUCUUAGAGACGAUUUGCGGAAGCGGGAUAAAGCCAGACAGCGACCACCCGCGAUUGAACCCAGUACUUCGGAUGUGUAA
Messenger RNA from Zerene cesonia (dogface butterfly), 462 nucleotides. RefSeq lists its product as uncharacterized. NCBI's taxonomy places the organism in Eukaryota, Metazoa, Arthropoda, Insecta, Lepidoptera, Pieridae. The transcript has 2 exons. The coding region runs from base 1 to 462 and encodes 153 amino acids. The record is from RefSeq and is a predicted model, not a curated record.